AUGACGGAAGAAUCCGAUGGCCUCACCUGUUCCCCCAUGGGCACGACGAGCCUGGCAUCCCACUCGCGGCUGCGCGUCAUGCAGUGCAGCCCCCAGCGGGCGCAGGGUGAUGAAGUGCUUUUCAGGAGAUGUGAGGCACUAGACAGCAAUCUUGAGCAUCAUUGCAAACUGGCUGCUGUUGCACUGCUUCAUGUCCUGCAACAACAGCAGCAUCAACAAGAACAAGCGCUUCAGUUCACCAGUUGUGCACUCCGCCGCUCUGCCCCCGCCGGCCGGCGAGUCCCACCACCUGCGCUGCCGCCCUCGUCGAGGAAGCCGUGCUCCCGCGCCUACACGCACGACUGGACCGAGUGCCCCUUCGCCCACCCGGGGGAGAACGCCCGCCGCCGCGACCCGCGCCGCGUCCCAUACUCCUGCGUCCCCUGCCCGGACUUCCGCCGCGACCCGGCAGCAUGCCGCAAGGGCGACGGCUGCGAGUACGCGCACGGCGUCUUCGAGUCAUGGCUCCACCCGGCGCAGUACCGCACCAGGCUCUGCAAGGACGAGGUCGGCUGCCCCCGCCGCAUCUGCUUCUUCGCGCACGGCACCCGCCAGCUCCGCGCCGUCAACCCCUCCACCGCCUCCAUGGCCUCGCCAUCCCCGAGCUCCUCGCCUUCGCCGCCGCGCUCCUCCUCCUCCUCCUCCAGGCCGGCGCUCACGGCGUCGCUCAGCUCGCGGGAGCUCGACUUGGACGCGGACAACCAGAAGCAGUACGCGCGCAGGAUGAUGAUGGCCAGGGCAGGUGGUGGGACUCGCCGGCCGGCGGGGGCAGAGCGGCGGAGUGCACUUAAGGAAAAUAUAUACUGCUUGAAAGGAGAUAAAUGUAACUAUGUCUGCUAG
Molecule: messenger RNA, 879 nt
Organism: Triticum dicoccoides
Lineage: Eukaryota; Viridiplantae; Streptophyta; Magnoliopsida; Poales; Poaceae
Product: RING finger protein unkempt homolog
Exons: 3
Coding region: 1-879 (292 amino acids)
Molecular function (GO): metal ion binding
Source: RefSeq, a predicted model, not a curated record